This is a messenger RNA of Cyanistes caeruleus (blue tit), 2419 nucleotides long. RefSeq names its product metallo-beta-lactamase domain containing 2 (gene MBLAC2). Lineage: Eukaryota; Metazoa; Chordata; Aves; Passeriformes; Paridae. The record is from RefSeq and is a predicted model, not a curated record.
CACUCGGGCGGGCUGCAGCACUUCGACGAGGUGGCGGUGCACAGCGCCGAGGCGGCGGCACUGCUCCACGGCGACAACUACGAGGCCGUGACGUGGCUGUCGGACCGGGAGGUGGCGCGGCCGCCGCGGCCCGGCUGGAGCGCACGACAGUUCCGCGUCCAGCCCGUCCGGCCCAGCCGCCUGUUGCAGGAGGGGGAUGUGAUCAGCCUCGGAGAUCGACAGCUCACUGUCAUGCACAUGCCUGGUCAUUCACGAGGCAGUAUUUGCUUACAUGACAAGGACAGGAAGAUUUUGUUCAGCGGAGAUGUGGUAUAUGAUGGAUCUAUGAUCGAUUGGCUUCCCUACAGCAGGAUCAGUGACUACGUUGUAAGCUGCCAGCGCCUGAUGGAGUUAGUAGACAGAGGUCUUGUGGAGAAGGUACUACCUGGGCAUUUUAACAUGUUUGGAGCAGAAAGGCUGUAUCGGUUAGCUUCCAACUACAUUUCCCAAGCUGGAGUUUGUCACAAGAUUUCUACCUGUGCUAUGAAAUCCAUUGCAAGCAUAGCACUUCAUGUUGCAAAUUCAAGAAUUUCUUCUCAGUGACAGUUAAUUUUGUGUGAUAUGUCACCUGCUGUAUAACUAAAUGGGUUCUGAAAGCUCGGUAACAAGCAGAAGCAGUAUGUGUUAACAAAAAGAUGGCAAAUUGAUACAGGUGAGCUUUAAAAAUUCUCCCUGUUUUCUCCUACUUUAUUCAUAUUUUUAUAAAAACUGUAAACUUGUAGCUUUAGCCAAAGCUAUAGUUUUUCUUUCUACUUUUCACGAGCAUGUUUGUACAUGUAUUGCAAUUCAAAUACAUUGUUUUAAUUUUGUUACAACUCUGGCAGAUACAUGUGCUAAAAUGAGAGGUUUUACACCCACGGCUAAAACCUUGUUGCUGUAGUACUAGACUUAUGAUUAUUCAUUACUGCCUGCUCAGGUUUUGACCUAACAGCUCUUGCUAAGACCUAGUGUGUGCUAGGAGCAGCCAUUAGGUCACAGCAGGAGCAACAUCUAUGCCAGACUCAGUGUCCAGAAAGAAAUAAUUCUGCAGCCAUUGCCACCUGUGGGCUUGGGAUCUGCUGCACCUCUCAGCACCUGAAGGUUUAUCGUUGCACAAUACUUGCCUGGUGGUUUCUUUAGACUACACUAACACAUAGAAGUUGUGUAGACCAAACUUUCCAGCUGGAAGUCGCAGAUACAUCAGUUUACCACAGAAGCUUUUGGUGCAGAUGGUUUGUUGAGGCUUUCGUGUCUCCUGGUGUGGUGCAAGGAGCCAGGAGAGAGGAAGCAAGCAGGAGCACUCUCACCAUUGUCUAGGGAACUGUUUUACUUGUAGGCAUGUGAGUUAGGAAUUAGAAAAUUUGUGAACUAGUGAAUUAAUGUGUUAUGCUACUCUGUACAAAGUGGAUUGAGUUUUUGCUGGAUGUAUUUAUUUUUUUUUCCUGAUCAGCUCAUAAAAAAUAUUUAGAGAGUAUGUUAUGGAAAGUUGAGAGAAGUGGACUGUGACCAGCUUAAGGCAUUUGUUUAUGCGUAAGGAUAUUUUUAUGUGACUGUGUUGUAACUUGGUUGUUAAUCAUCUGUGCUAGGGGAGGGAUUGAGGCUUUAACAUGACCUUGCCAUAGUGAAGGUGCUGUAUUAAGCACCCAGUAUACCUUUUAUCACAAAGAGAAUGUAACUCAAAUUGUUUACUGUUUGCAUCAGAAGUAUGUGCUGCACAUGGUUGUUCUGAAAUGUAAGGUGUGCUACAUGGAGUUUUUUCCAAAAAAAAAGUUGAAUACAUUGAGAAAUGCUAAAUAGCAUUGUAACUUGCUUAUGAAAAUUGAAUGUGUGGUAUUUAAAAACUGCUGAAAUGGUUAGUUUGUGUAAUUAUUCUAACAGUUUGUAUAUAUGUAACUUUUUUAAAAGGACACUGUCUGAAUUUAUUUUUGUACAUAGACAUAUAUAUGUUCCAAAAAAGACUGCAAAUGUUUCUCCCAAAUAUUAGUGUAGUUUAACUUCUCUUGUUUCACUUUAUGCAGAAACUUGCCCCCAUCAUAGCCAAUAAGUAAGGGAGCCAGAGGUUUGGGCUUUGUCUAAGGCAUGAGGGAGAGGAAAUUGAUUGCCUUCUGAAUAGGUGCAAAUUCUUCUGGGAAAAAAAAAAAUUGCAAAAUUAAAAAAGCAUCUCUGUCUAAAAUUGAUGAAAACUAGUAUAUUAUGUAAGGCUUUUAUCUCUUCAUAGAUGACUACACUCCUGCCUUUACUGUGAAUAUGUUCUUUACCAGGAUUUGCACUGGUUGGUUGUUGCCUCGUUCUUCUUAGAAGUGCCUAUCUCCAAGCUGAAGCAAAAUUGUGAGUGGGCAGGACGUGCAGCACUUGAAAGACCUGUUAUCACUCAUACCACAGUAUCUUUUUUUUUUUUUUU